GUACCUACCACGUCCACACACACAUCCAUGCACGAACACAUACACACAUGCACAGCUUGACGGGGCCUCAGGGGUCGUGCGAGGGAAGACAGUCAAGGGGCGAGGCCGAAGGACGACAGGCGUGCGGAUCCACACAUGUCGGAUGGAUGCGCCAGGCGGGUUGGUCGGUCGGCCCGAUAUCGACCAAAGGCCGGGGAGGCUGGGCUGCAAAGCCGCCGUCAUCUGUCGGGGUGGUAGUGUGAGAGCGUUGCCGUCAGUCCGUGGCUAGCCCAGGGGAAGCGGGGCUGAUACGGGUGAGUGAGACGGACCCUCAUAUGCUCGGGACGGAUGGCCAGGCAGGUCGGUUGCCGGUGGCUUGAAUGAGAGCCUUGCCGGUAGGCCGAUAGCCUGGGAGGCGGCGCCGCAGGUGCCGCCGACGUCCGUUGAGCGGUGCUGAGAGGAACGUGGCCGUCUGUCUUCAGCUGGCGUGCCUGCCGACUGGGUGACCCGAUACAUACACAGACAGACAGACAGGCGGGGGCGAGAUCAGGUAGCUAGGGCCAGGGAAUGCCUCAGACAGGACAGACAGAUAGUCAGGACGUAUGCAAGACAGGGAGGGUUGGUCUGUGGCAGGCAUGUGACCCUUCUCUCUCUGCGAGGACGGAUCCGUUGAGCAUACCUUCCACGUCGAAUUGGACGAAGACUCGACCGCUGAUCCAUCCACAAUAUCAUCAAUUCACCGCCAAGACCACUCACCCAUAGCCAUCUGGACAGCUAUCAUUCUCCACGUGACGUGGUGUGUAGUGUGGAAUGCACAUCCCGAAUGAGGAGGAGGACGCACAGCAUAGCUAGCAGCGGACUCGUCCCUGUGACGUGACGGAUGGACACUCAAUGGGGAGUGGGUCGGAAGGAGAGGCCUUGGGCAGUGGUUGAAGGGACGAUCCCGAGCGAACGGAUAUGGUGCCGCCAUCUGAAGAGGACAGCACACCGACAAAGGACAGGGAGGGACAGACAGUGAAGGGGAUGAGUGAGGCGAGUGCGCCGCGAGGCGGGCAGGGCCAGUCGAGCGAGAGCGCUUGCCGAUUGUGCGUGUGGGAAGAGCGAUACGUGUACGUACCUCUGGCGAGGCUGCGAUAGCCCGAGGAGGCGUGUGUCAUCUUCUCGACCCAACACGGCGACUCGUGACGCACAUCUGACGGACAGAAGGGAUAGAACUAUCAGAUCGGCGAAAAAUUUGGGGUGGAAAUCGGGCCUCCCUGACCUAUUUACCCAUGUGCACAUUCGGUCGCGCGGUGACACUUGUCUCUUUGCGCAAGUCCAUCCAGAGU
Vitrella brassicaformis is the source of this 1307-nucleotide messenger RNA. The record is from the annotation of a GenBank genome assembly. Lineage: Eukaryota; Vitrellaceae.